Mangifera indica (mango) is the source of this 1988-nucleotide messenger RNA. RefSeq names its product AT-hook motif nuclear-localized protein 11-like. Lineage: Eukaryota; Viridiplantae; Streptophyta; Magnoliopsida; Sapindales; Anacardiaceae. The record is from RefSeq and is a predicted model, not a curated record. Gene Ontology annotation, molecular function: minor groove of adenine-thymine-rich DNA binding. The coding region runs from base 219 to 1805 and encodes 528 amino acids. The transcript has 6 exons.
UAUUUUUCCGUUAUUACAUGCAAAGCAGAAGAUUGAACGAUAUCAGACACCGAACAAAUUUUCCUUUCUGGCUCCUUUCGUGGUUCACUGUUUCUCCACAACUCUUCAACUUCUUCUCUUCUUUUACUCUUUGAAUAAGCUAAAACAAACUCCUUUAUAUUUAUAUAAAUAUUAUCUGUUUUCUUUUUCUUUGAUAAGGGUUUAGAUUUUGUGUGUUCAUGGAGGAAAAUAACAAAACUGCCGCCAUAGUUUCUGAUGAGUCUCCGGUUGUCAACUGUGGAAGUGUUUUAACUUUGAGUUGUGGUGGGGGAUCAGCUGGUAGUGAUGACACUGAAACUAGAAUGAAAAGAAAGAGAGGUAGACCGAGAAAACAUGAUCCUGCACACAUGGAAUCACAUCCUCUGGCCCUUGUUUCUUCUAGCUUUUCGCCGAAUUCUUCAACCAAACGGCGAAGAGGCCGCCCCAAAGGCUCUGGAAAGCUUCAGGUUUUGGCUUCCCUUGGUGGUUACUUUGCAGAAACGGCUGGAGGAAACUUUUCCCCUCAUGUUCUGACUGUAGGAACAGGGGAGGAUAUUGUUGGUAAGAUGAUGCCCCUUUUACAAAGGCUUCCACGAGCUGCACUUUGUAUUCUUUCUGCUGUUGGCAUGGUCUCUAAAGGCGUUAUACGCCAGCCUGGUUCUCCUAAUGGUGUGUUGAGUUUUGAGGGUUCCUUUGAAAUUCUGUCUCUAUCUGGAUCAUUUAGUUAUGGUGAAGGGGACAUUAACCUUCCAGCAAAGGGCUUGUUAACCAUUUCAUUGGCUAAACCUGAUGGGCAAGUUUUUGGUGGUGUUGUUAAUGGCUCUCUUAUUGCAGAUUGCCCUAUACAACUUAUUGUUGCCACUUUCAAGAAAAAUAUAGCCAAGCAGAUUAAAAGAAGGUAUUCUUCUGACUCUUCCACCACUGCGAGUAGGCUUGGAGAUUCAAAGAUGGCUGGAUUUCUCAUGAAUAAUUCUAGAUUGACAGAUGACAACGAGAACCCCAGUACACCAACAACUGCACUCUUGGAAUUAGCCCGUGGAGGAGUAGAUACUGUAACUGCUGAAAACCAGCACUCAAGUCCGGCUUCUCCCCAAAUAGCCAAUGAAAACGCCUUGCAGCCCAUAUCAGACAAAGGGACAUCUCCAGAUAGUGUUAUUAUUAAGAACCAAAGCUCUAGUCCAGCGCCUUUGCACAAUAUUAAUGAAAACACAUUGCAGGCUAUGCAGCACAAAUCAGAUCCAGAGACAUCUCUAAAUAUUACUACUGCUGAAAACAAAAAUCCGAGUCCAACUUCUCUGCACAAUGUUGCUGACAGUGCCUUGCAGGAUUUGCAGCCCAUAUCAGAGAGAGGGACAUCUCUAGACAGUGUCAUUGUUGAGAAACCAGUCACAAAUCCUGCUUCUCCACAUAACGUCGGUGAAAAUCCUUUGCAGAUUUCGCAAUCUUUGUCAGACCAGGCUACAUUGCCAGAUAUGACUACUCAUGAAAACCAAAACAUGAGUCCUCUGCAAAAUGGUGGUGAGAAUGCUUUGGAGAUUCAGCAGUCCAUAUCAUAUAAAAAGACAUCCCCAAUUACUAACAUUGUUGAAAAUGAAACUGAGAGUCCAAUUUCUCCUCACAAUAUUGGUGAUAACACCGUGCUUUCUCAGAAGUCUCCACACCCUGGUAACAACCGGGAAGACCAAAACUCAAAUCCUGCUUGUCAACAGAAUGGUGGUGUUGGUGAGAAUAUGUUGCGGAUUUGGCGGCCCAUAUUUGACCAAAGAUUAUCUCCAGAAAUCAAUUAGCGUAGACAAGUAGAGUUGUCUUUCUCCCCUUCUCCAAUAUACUGCAAAAAACUACUGAUUUAUUUUUGUUGUCCACAUUAAUACCGGUUAAAACUUACAGGAAACGACAUAUGCAGUUUGCAUAUGAGGGGUUUUGGAUUUCACCAAUGACUUCUUUGCUAAUAAAAUGAAUUCCUUAUAUUA